UUAGUAAAGUGGAAGCAAGGUAUGACAUCACCGGCGGGCGUCGAAGCGGCGCGACGCGGAAGAUGCUAGCCUCGCCAGUGCUAAAGCAGCAGUGAUCCAGUGCUCACGUCUGUUACUGUGAAAGAAGUUAACAACACUCUAACAUGGCUAAUAUUUUAGAUGUAGCUACGGAGGACAACCUCCAGUACCAAUUCUUCCCCGUGGCCCACGGGUCCGUUACCUUCAAAGUGCGAGCUGCCAACGACGCACACAUUGCCCUCACCGUAGGCCCACAAGAAUCAGACCCUAUGUAUGAGGUCUUCAUCGGUGGCUGGGGCAACACAAAGAGUGUUAUCAGGAGAAACAGAACCAAACCCGAAAAAGUAGAAAUUGAAACUCCUGAUAUAUUGAAUGGGGGAGAAUUCCGUGGAUUCUGGGUACGAUGGGACGGUGGCAUCAUAUCCGCUGGCCGGGAAAAUGAAGUAAUUCCAUUCAUCUCAUGGACUGACCCCGAGCCAUUCCCGAUCGGCUUUGUAGGUGUGUGCACAGGAUGGGGAGCAUCUGGCUCAUGGAAGAUUGAAGAGGGCGCUGAAUUCGAUACCCCGGACAAGCUCGAGUAUAAAUUCGGUCCUGUGGCUACCGGACUACUGGAAUUUGAAUAUCGCGGACCACACAACUGCCACGUACUUUUGGGCAGUGCUCCUGGUGAAGUAAACCCUAUGUACGAAGUCAUUCUUGGUGGUUGGGAGAACAGCCAGUCUGUCAUCAGAAACUGCAGAGAAAAGCCGGAUAAGGUCACGAUCCCGACGCCUGGAUUGAUGAAUCCGAAUGAGUUCAGAAAAUUCCUAAUUGAGUGGAAGUGUGGCAGGCUUCUUGUUCGUCAAGGGUCAGACGGCGCAGUGAUGAUGGAGUGGGUGGACCCCAGCCCCUUCCCUGUCACGCACUUUGGCGUCCGCACCGGCUAUGGCGCAAGAGGCAACUGGCGAAUCAGCCACUUUUCCAAACAAGGACAAAUCCCACCUCCAUCUGCGCCUACGCACGCAGCUCUGUACGCAAAUCCCCCGGGCUAUGGAGGCCCUGGUGGGGCCGGAGUGUGGGCUGACUCUGCCGGAGGCCAAGUGCCGCCCGGCGCCGUCAUCGGAGGCCAAGACGCGUCUGGAGAACCUCUCUACGUAGCCAGGGCAGUGCACGAGGGCGCCACUGUACCAGGAAAGCUGGUCGCAUCCCACGGAUGCGCAUACGUGCCUUGGGGAGGAAGAGAACAUGGAAAACCUGAGUAUCAGGUGCUGGUAGGCGGACCUAACAACUGGGUCCCAACGAGCGGCUCAAACGUGCCCCCUGGAGCCUUCCCAGGAGGAGAAUCCGAAGAUGGAGAAACCCUGUUCGUGGGCAGAGUCCGCCACGAGGGCAGCGUCACCACGGGCAAGGUGCAGCAGUCCCACGGGGUCUGCUACAUCUCCUUCGGAGGUCAAGAACUCGGCUUCCCUGAGUACGAAAUCCUCAUGCCCUAAACAGACCAAACACGCUAUCGCAUAAUUUAUUACAGAGACUGCUUUAUACGGAUUGUAAAUCCGUUAUGUAGGCGCUAUAUUCAUAAUAUUCGGAUGUAAUCACGCUGUGCCUGCACUUAUUACUUAGAUUUAAUUAAUUUUGUGUAUUUUAUCAGUUCACGUGGAAUUGUUAUAUUUCUUUAAUAAAUUGUUUUUAUAAUUAUA
Molecule: messenger RNA, 1694 nt
Organism: Plodia interpunctella (Indianmeal moth)
Lineage: Eukaryota; Metazoa; Arthropoda; Insecta; Lepidoptera; Pyralidae
Exons: 7
Coding region: 144-1490 (448 amino acids)
Source: RefSeq, a predicted model, not a curated record